AUGUGCAGGUCCUUUCUUUGGGCAGGUGCUAAUAAACUUUUUAAGAAAUAUCCCAUGACUUGGAAGAAGGUAUGUUCUCCUAAGAUAAAGGGCAGACUCAACAUAGUUAACCUGGAAAUCUGGAACAAAGCUUGCUUGAUAAAGCUCUUGUGGAACCUGCAUGGUAAGUCUGAUACCAUGUGGAUCAAAUGGAUCCACUACUACUAUGUGAAGGACCAAGACAUAUGGUCAAUGGCAGUCAAAAAUAAUUCCUUAUGGGUCAUGAAAUCCAUUCUCAAGCUGAGGAAUAUUGUCAUUAGCCGGAACGAGUGGAACAACAUGGUCCAGACAACAAAAUUUCAAACCACGAAAGUUUAUGAUAGGAUAUCUGAGAAUGUGCAAGAGGUUAGCUGGAGGAGAAUCUUAUAUCAGAAUAUGGCCAGACCUCGUGCAUUAUUCACCCUGUGGAUGGCUUACCAUAGGAAGCUUGCAACCAAAGAUAGAUUAGCUAGAUUUUGGAUGUUGAAUCAUUAUACCUAUUGUUUUUGUAAUGAUAAGGAAACAAUUGAUCAUCUAUUUUUUCAAUGCAGAACAAUGAAGACUAUUUGGAAAAACAUAUUGGAGUGGAUGUUGAUUGAUUAUACAUCUGGGGAUUGGAUUCAAAAGGUCAAGUGGGUUAGUGAUAUGAGCAAAUCCAAAGCCAGCAAAAUGAAGAUCUUGAAGUGUGGGCUGGCUGAAACAGUCUAUGAACUCUAG
Lathyrus sativus (Indian pea) is the source of this 735-nucleotide messenger RNA. NCBI's taxonomy places the organism in Eukaryota, Viridiplantae, Streptophyta, Magnoliopsida, Fabales, Fabaceae. The record is from the annotation of a GenBank genome assembly.